Molecule: messenger RNA, 2306 nt
Organism: Toxotes jaculatrix (banded archerfish)
Lineage: Eukaryota; Metazoa; Chordata; Actinopteri; Toxotidae
Gene: slc25a34
Product: solute carrier family 25 member 34
Exons: 6
Coding region: 364-1407 (347 amino acids)
Source: RefSeq, a predicted model, not a curated record
GGGAGGAGACUUUGACAAUGAAUGUGCUGAGGACACAUGUUUACAAUGAUGGGGAGAGGGGAAGAAUGGAGCUGCACAGGAUCACUGAACACUAUGGUGCCUCUCUUAAACAGACUGACAAUCAAGGAACCUAACAAAAGUCACUGCCGAGGGACACCAGAGUGGUGCAGUGUCAUGUGAGACACAUGCGAAACAAACAAACAUUCAAUGAGUUAUCACAAAAGCUGAUACAAUUUGUUUUUGACUUCGCUGUUCUGUACUUAGUACAAUACACUCUCCCUGUUCCCUUUGAACCUAAACAAGGGGGGGGGGCAAGUCAUCACAAGGACUAACAGAACAAACCGUGAAGAUAAUUUCUCAGGGAUGACCAGUACACAACUGCUGGGAACUUCAUCCAAAGAGUCUGUAUUUGGUGCCGAGCCUUCCCACAGGAUGGCAUCCACUGUGUCCGCAGUCCCCCGAGGUGUAUUUGGCCCCUCGCCUCCCCCUCCAGCAGUCUGGCCUCCUCUGGACUUCGCCCUGGGCGCUGUUGCCUGCUGCGCAGCCUGCGUGUUCACCAACCCUCUGGAGGUGGUGAAGACUCGUCUGCAGCUUCAGGGAGAGCUGCGUGCACGGGGAUCCUACCAGAGACACUACCGGGGAGUCCUGCAGGCCCUCUGGGUGGUGGGCCGCACAGACGGGCUCCGGGGCCUGCAGAAGGGGCUCUCAGUUGGGCUGAUUUAUCAGGGUGUGAUGAACGGUGUGAGGCUGGGCUCCUACUCCUAUUGUGAAGCUCUGGGUAUCACCUCAUUCCACGGAGGGAGUCUGCUGUCAGGGGCAGGGGCCGGGGCGCUGGGUGCCUUCAUUGCCUCUCCUGCCUACCUGGUCAAGACCCAUCUGCAAGCUCAAACCGUGGAAGCCAUCGCAGUGGGUCACCAGCAUAAUCAUCUGGGAGUGUCUGAUGCCUUUGUUACCAUUUAUAGAAGAGAAGGUGUAAUUGGCCUUUGGAGGGGUGUGAACGGGGCAGUGCCUCGAGUCAUGGUGGGAUCAGCUGCUCAGCUGGCAACCUUCACCUCGGCCAAGGACUGGGUGUCACAUUCCCAGUGGUUUAGACCAAACAGCUGGCUCACGGCUUUGAUAGCUGCGAUGAUCAGUGGAGUCGCCGUGGCUAUCACUAUGACACCAUUUGACGUCAUUAGUACGAGGCUCUACAACCAGCCGGUGGAUGAGUUUCGUAGGGGACGUCUGUACCAUGGAUUUUCAGACUGUAUGCUCAAGGUGUGCCAAGCUGAGGGACUGUUGGGGUUGUACAAAGGCAUGGGCCCUGUCUUCCUGCGCUUGGCCCCACACACAGUGCUCAGCAUGCUGUUCUGGGAUCUGAUGAGGCAUCAGGCAGUGAAAGACAACCAGAGACAGGGAAGGAGCUAAAACCUCCUAAAUGUGCCUGCUUAUAAUGACAGUUGUGGCUAUCGAAGUGGUCCAUCAACUAAUGAAACACUGAAUUUAAAGAAAAAGUUUGACAUUAUACUUAUCGGUUUUCUUUCUGAGAGUUAGAUGAAAAGGUUGAUGCCGCUCUCAUGUCUGUACGGUGGUCAUGAGCCAGGCCAGGUGUGUCCCUGUGUUUCCAGUCUUUGCGCUGUAGUUUCAUAAUUACGCUACAGACAUGAAUGCUGUAUGGAUCUCUUCUAAUUCUCUGUCAGAAGGCAAGUAGGCACAUUUCCCUAAAUGUCAAAUUAUUGCCUUAAAUGAGACUCAUUCUGUCUCAGGAGGCAAGAAAAGCGGAUGGACAUUCAUAUACUUGACAGAAGAUGGACACAUGCUGCACAGACUUUGACAGACAUUUUGAGGAAUUCCUGUUUAAAUCCUAAAAUGUAUGAUGUUAUUGAUGAACUUUCAGGUUUUACCUCAAAUUACCUCAAAGGAUAAAUCUACAAGCGAUCUCUCAGGAUGGCGCUGAAAUGAGACGAGUGACUCCCAUAUGGGUUUCAAGCAAAUCAGUGGAAGUGCAGAUUACUUGAAAAACAAGUCUUGAUUAUUAAAACAUAAUCUCUGUAUUCCAUGUUAAUAAUCCAGUGAGGCUGCUCUAACCCUGUCACAGUUUAAUGCAUAACUCUUGUUGCCUUGUCUGUUAUAUGUUAAAAAAAAAACAAAAAACAAAAGACAUCUGAUGGGAAUGUUUUUAUGUACUGACAUCAACUACUGGUACCUAAAGCCAAGCAUGCUGUUUGAUUUGAGGUUUUUAUUUGCAGAGAUUUAACCUAUGGGUAUCAAGCCUUUUAACAGCAAUAAUAAUAAUAAUGAUAAUAAAGACUUUUUUAUGAAAUGUA